CUAACGUAGUCGUUUGGAUCUCAGUGUUUAAAGCAGAAAAUUGAAUGUCCAGUUGUUGAUCCAGCAGGAUUUGUGGAUUUAGUGAAUUCUUGUAUAUUUUGUAUCGGUUCAUGUCAGAUCUUGAUGCUGUUAGGAGGCCGGAGCAGCAGCACGGAUCUGUUUACAUGCUGAGCUCAUCAGCUGCUGAAUCUUAAAGCAGUUUCAUCUACAUUCUGCAGGGAUGAGCUUCUUCGGUUUUGGUCAGACUUCUGAAAUCGACAUAGUCCUGAACGAUGCUGAGACGAGGAAAAAGGCAGAACACAAGACUGAAGACGGGAAGAAGGAGAAGUAUUUUUUAUUCUACGACGGAGAGACUGUUUCUGGAAAAGUGAACAUCACACUGAAGAACCCGGGGAAGAGGCUGGAACAUCAGGGAAUAAAGAUCGAGUUUAUUGGACAGAUCGAGCUGUAUUAUGACCGAGGGAACCACCAUGAGUUUGUGUCUCUGGUGAAGGACCUGGCUCGGCCGGGAGAGAUGACCCAGUCUCAGACAUUUGACUUUGAGUUCACGCAUGUGGAGAAACCGUACGAGUCGUACACGGGCCAGAACGUCAAGCUCCGCUAUUUUCUACGAGCAACAGUAAGCAGAAGGCUAAAUGACGUCAGUAAAGAGAUGGACAUUGUUGUGCACACGCUCAGCACAUACCCCGAGCUGAACUCCUCCAUUAAGAUGGAAGUUGGAAUUGAAGACUGCCUUCACAUUGAGUUUGAGUACAACAAAUCCAAGUACCAUCUGAAGGAUGUGAUAGUGGGUAAAAUCUAUUUCCUGCUAGUCCGUAUUAAAAUCAAGCACAUGGAGAUAGACAUCAUUAAGAGAGAGACGACGGGAACCGGACCAAAUGUUUACCAUGAAAACGACACCAUUGCUAAGUAUGAAAUCAUGGAUGGAGCACCAGUCAGAGGUGAAUCCAUUCCCAUCCGGCUCUUUCUGGCUGGUUAUGAAAUGACUCCUACAAUGAGAGACAUCAAUAAGAAGUUUUCUGUUCGCUAUUACCUCAAUCUGGUGCUCAUCGAUGAAGAGGAGAGACGAUACUUCAAACAACAGGAGAUCACCUUAUGGAGAAAGGGCGAUAUUGUGAGGAAGAGCAUGUCGCAUCAAGCUGCCAUUGCCUCCCAGCGCUUCGAAGGCUCUGCCGCUUUGGAGAAGGUCCUCGCUCAGGCCAGGGAGGAAAACGAGUAAUCGCAUCAUCUUAAGGCCAUAAAACACAGAGAUCUGUGUAUCUGUGAGUGUGUGUAUGUAAGAGAGUGAGUCCAUGUUCUGAAUUUAUGGAUAUGGAGGUUUAACAGUGACGUGAUGGCCAUUCCUAAUCGUUUUAUUCUUUUUUUUAUAUAAGAAGGGAUGUACCUGGGGAACGGUUCUUUUGUUUAUUUUCUAUUCACAGCAAACAUGACUUAUUUGCCAAAUUGACAAAUUUAAUAACACAUUUCGAUCUGUUCCAUUGUUUUGUAUUUUUUUGUUUUUCUUUUACUUUUUAAUUCUAUUUUAAGCUACUGUCCUCGAAUUACAUUCUACUGCAUUCGAUGUGUGUGAUUGUCAUUGACUAAUGAUAUGCAAUCAAGUACGUCUUUUUACUUUUUUUAUUUCUGCAUCUUGUCAAAGCACUUUUAGUUUAGAAAUGAAUCCUGAAUGGACGGUCUAGCACUAGCGAUGUGCUGCUUAAAAGUUUAAUGUAGCAGUGAGCGGGACCAAACUUGAUUUAGUUGUGAGGAUUUUUUUCAUUUCUCAGGAGGCUGCAGUUCAGUAUUGAAACACAUCAGUCUCAUGAUAUAAAAAAUAAAAGGGUGUUUUUUUUAAUGCCAUAUUCUAAAAGCCGAUUUUGGAGACAUGUUUCAUUAUUCAGUUUUUUUUUAUUAUUAUUUUGUACAUAUGAUGCUAGAAUUUGUGACACUUUAAUGUAAUCUUCUUUAUUUUCUGUGCCUAAUUUUUAUUGCUGAAUUUUACCUUCUGCUGUAGUGAAAAUGAGAUCUGUUUUUCUAACGAAGCCCUAACCAUUAUCUUACUCUUACAAACAUUAACAUGUUUAAAAAUAUAUAAUGCUUAUAUAUAACACUUUACUCAAUGCUAGCAUUUCCACAAAGCAAGUUGUAUUUCAUUAUUACCCUUUAAUUGCUUUUUC
This is a messenger RNA of Trichomycterus rosablanca, 2156 nucleotides long. It is a transcript of the gene vps26bl, whose product is annotated as vacuolar protein sorting 26 homolog B, like. The coding region runs from base 221 to 1219 and encodes 332 amino acids. Lineage: Eukaryota; Metazoa; Chordata; Actinopteri; Siluriformes; Trichomycteridae. The transcript is spliced from 6 exons. Gene Ontology annotation, biological process: intracellular protein transport; retrograde transport, endosome to Golgi. Gene Ontology annotation, cellular component: endosome; retromer complex. The record is from RefSeq and is a predicted model, not a curated record.